UGCCCUGUGUAGGAAGCGGAAACGGCAGCCGUCACCAACGAUAGCUGCACACUCAGGAAACGCACACAUCCUGUGGAACAGUGGCAAGGGGUGCGUGAGCUUCACACGAAGUGAGACGACGGCUGUCGCCACCGCCCGGCAUGCGAGCUGUGUGCUUCGGCGUGGAGUAGAGAGAGGGAGUUUGUUUCGGGAGACUUAGCCCACACUAACACGCGCGCACACUCAACCCGUUUCGGUCAUCUGGGCCAAAAUUCCAACAGACCAACUGCUAACAAAGUUGUUGCGCAAUUUUUUUUGUUUCUCCCCUUCUCCCCACCCCCCCCCCCCCCCCCCCUCUUGCCGGGGAGUAUUUUGACCACCAAACGGAUGGCGGGAGCCGUGGGGAGCUGGCACGUGGUGGAACAGAGAGAGAGAGAGCCGGCAGAUUUUGAUCACUAAAUAGACAGCGGCACCUGCGUCUAACAUAUACUUUACCCAGGACGGUCGCGCGUUUUUUGAUCGCAGUCCACGGCGCUGCCAGUAAGUUCCUCUGUUGGGACGAAGUGUAGAGUCGGGCAGCGCGUGUGAUGCUGGACGGUUCACGGCCGGGGCAGACGCUCUCUCAAACUCGCGCUCCCACCCCCCCCUACGACUACGACGACUACCCACCCCCUGCCGCUUGAGCGAUGAGCAAGGAACUCGCCCGGGCAUGGAGCGCCGACUGCGAGCCGCUCGGGACUUUGCCCGAGGUCAGCGUCUUUCAGGUGGCCCCGGAGGAUGAGGAGAAGGACGAGGGCGACGAGGACGUCAAGAGGCUCCACAACUUGGCGUACACAGUGGCCACGCUGCCGCGCAAUCAUAAACCCAAGAGUGUGAUCACCCGUUGGAAAAACACAUACCAUGGAUUAGCAGAAUCUACAAGGCGUACAAUCGCCAUCGAGAAGGAGGAUGAUGAAUCAUACGGAUUCGAGCUGCAGACUUACGGGCUGCGCAACAGAGUGGUCAGUGAGCUGGAGAUGUGCACCUAUGUCUUCAAGGUGAAGGAAGAGGGCCCUGCUGAGCGCGCAGGGAUGAAAGCAGGUGACAUCCUCAUCACCAUCAAUGACUCAAACGUGGAAGGAAUCCCUCAUAAGGAAAUUGUCGACAUCAUCCGAGAAGCUGGGAAUUGUUUAAGGAUUGAGGUUGAGUUUGGAACAAUGGCCAGAAGAAUGGAGCUGCAAACGCGUCUUCAGUACCUCAAGCAAACAAUGCAUGAAAAGUGUAAGGAGUUACGGUCACUUCUCCACCAGGAGCAACGACUGGUGCACGGCCUCGUGGCGGAGGACGACAGCAUGUUCGAGACGCUGAGCACAUUGUACAGCCUCAACCCGCCGCUCUGCAGAAGCAAGCGCACUGGCGCUCUGCUCUCCAGCAUGAGCAGCCUGCCCAGCAACUGGGCCGUGAUCGCCGAGGACUCGGACGAGGCCGUCUACACCACGUGCUUGUACGGCGGCCCCCAGGACGGCGGCGCCGGCAAGGAUGGUGCCGGGGCAGCCGCGGCAAUAGCAGGGUUGAGCUUCCUGGACCAGGGCAGUCACAAUCUGCGCAUGUGCCGCAGCGAAAUGGACCUCCAGCAGGUGCAGAGCCAAAGCCUGGCCGGCAGCAUGAGCACACUCCCACGCAAGGGCAAGAAGUCUUCCCUCCGUAGGAGCCUCCGUCGCUUCAUCCCAGGACUCAAUAAGACUCUGGAGGAGGAACAAACUCCCUUUUGAAGGUCACUGGCUGUGGCAUAGCUGUGAAGUGUGUAAGCUGGUGCAACUGGACUCGGGCCCAUGGGCCGGAAGAGGAGGGGAAAUUGGACAGGGAGCCCUAUUUUACGUCUUGCACCAGGGCCCAUGCCAACCAGGCUAUGUCUCUGGUCAAUGGGCAGUCUUUAAAUAUAAAGGAUAUUACUGUUUCAGGAAAACUUUCCUUAAAUGAAAAAUGCCUUUGCCUUAAAAUGUUUGGCACAAUUUUUGACACCAUGGGUGUUUUUUUUACGAAAUAGAAAACUAUUUUCUUAUGCCUAUAUUAUUAACGUUGAUUAAAGUACUUACAUUUUUAAAAAGUACAUUUUGCGUGCCAAGAAAUGUUUAAUAUUCCUAAGACUUUUACGUGCGCUUUUAUCGUUACAUUGAGAAGGUGCUGUUCCCUGGUGACUUAUGUGCAUACAGUGCCAUUAAAAUGUGAGCGACAA
Messenger RNA from Lethenteron reissneri (Far Eastern brook lamprey), 2194 nucleotides. It is a transcript of the gene CYTIP, whose product is annotated as cytohesin 1 interacting protein. The record is from RefSeq and is a predicted model, not a curated record. Lineage: Eukaryota; Metazoa; Chordata; Hyperoartia; Petromyzontiformes; Petromyzontidae. Gene Ontology annotation, molecular function: protein binding.